CCAUUUACUUUACGUUAAAAAAUAUUAAAAAUGUAGUAUUUAACUGACAUGAUCCUGAAAAAUGGACAGUGCUGUUUAUCCAUUGUACUGUACAUUACAACCGCGUUCCUUACUGUUAGCUACAUCACCCAUGCAUGUUCAUCCAAGGGUAAUAUUGUUUUUGUUAUUUUGCAUUAGAGAACAGUGCCCGGAUUAACUUCUCAUGACUCUUUCAGGAACUGUGAAUUUGCAAUACAAAUUUUUUAGCAGUGGGCAGCUAUGCAAAGUCGUUUUGACUACAUCGUUAUCUGGCUCAGUUGCUCUUAUUUAAUGCUGCUGUUCAGUGCUUUGACGUUACUUGCACCAGAGAAAGCAGUAAAUUGGAUCACAUCUCCUGACCGAGACUUGAUGCCAUCAAAUGGACAUGACGCAAAAGAGCUUUGUGACUUGGUUUUUGUUGGCGGGCCUUCUGUGGAUUCUCCCUGUGUGUGUGUCUCAGAAUAAUCCCUGCACAAAACAUUGUGGCCCAGAGAGACAUAACCUCCUUCCAAAAUGUCUGAAAUGUUUCUGCAACGACAAGAAAAAUUUGGUCGUUGUAGAUAACUUCAAUGCCUUCAUCAACAAACAAAAGCCUUGGAAUCAAAGUGAUAUUUGCACAUUAUUUCUGCAGAAAAAUGACACUUUUAACCGAGAACUGAAUGAAAAAUGGCCUCAAAUCGUGACAAAGGAUGGCUCUUAUCUUAUGUACAUUUCAAGAUGGUAUAUUAGACGGGAGGUUCUCAAGUAUGUCCUGCAUGGGAAGAAAUGCAAUGCCACAGAUAUCAAAGACUCAACCUAUUCCACUGUCAACAGGGAUUCUUGCCAGGUCAGAUGUGUGCCUAAUAUAAAAUUUUGUAAAAGGUCUGAAUAUGACAAAAACCUCUGCAACAUUAGUGGUCAACUGCUCACGGACAGAUACAUCAUCAACAUUACAGCAACAGACAAAAACUGUGUCAACUGUAAUAAUCCAGUGAAAGCACCUGAGGUGGAAAUUGUUCUGAAUAAAACAAUUCCAAUUAAAGAUGGAGGACUCGACCCAGUUGAAGCUGUCAAAGUGAUGGAUGAAAUGGCCAAAUUUGCCUCCUCCAUCAACGGCUCUACAGCUGCAUUGUCUGCGGGAGAAGGAGUCACGGGCAUCUUAGUGAAAAAUACAGAAUCGGAAUUAGAAGAAGUCUCCUUUGCUUAUAAGUCUGUAAAUGACAGUUUACGGAUUAUAGAAGACAGAGAUAGUCUUUCUCACUUUUCAAGAUCUGUUACAGUCUCAAAAGAAGCGUUUGAAAAAGCUCAAGGUUCGAACACCACCGUACCAUUUGCGGCCGUUUUCCGAUUCUUGAAUCUGGGUCAGGAUGAGUCUAAAAGCACUGUUUUAGGAAAUGAAGUUUUAGCAGUUGAAAUGGGAGCCACUAUCCUGAAUCUCACAGAAAAAAUAAACAUCAAUUUUUGGAACAUGAGUUACGAAGGAACUCCACAUUGUCAUUCAUGGAACGGUGAAGGUAGCCGACCUAACUGGACUGAUGAUGGAUGUCUGACAGUGAAAAAUGGAAGCGACAUAACAUGCCAGUGCUCACAUCUGACAUUCUUUGCCAUCUUACUGGCUCCUCCAAAUGAAACCAUCUCAAGUUCUGAUCUGAGCACCCUCACCACCAUCUCCCAAAUUGGCUGUGGCAUUUCCAUGUUUUUCCUCAGCAUAGUCCUCUUCACACACUUUCUCAUAAGGAAGACCAAGGCCACUAAAGCCACGAGGAUCCUGAUCCACCUGGUGUUGGCCAUGUUCUUUCUUAACUUCACUUUCCUGAUCAACAACUUUGUGGCAAAAGUGAGGAAUACCGUGGGUUGUAGGAUCAUGGCGGCUCUCAUGCACUACUUCAUGUUGGCCACUUUCACUUGGUUUGCUGCACAGGCCUUCCACAUCUGCCUGCAGCUGUACGGGGGCGGCAAAAUUGACAUCCAUCAUUACAUUCUCAAAGUCUCCAUCACUAGCUGGGUAAUACCCAGUAUAGUUGGGAUUGUCCUGCUCAUCAUAGGAAAAUAUGGUGAACAAGUAAUCUACACUGAUAACAUUGAAGACAGCGUGGCCAUGUGCUGGAUAACAGACAUUUACAUCCACUACUUUGUCAACAUAGGCUACUAUGCUUUGGUCUUCCUCUUCACUUUCACUACCUUCAUCAUCAUACUGUCUUGGCUCUUUUGUCUCAAGAGAUCCAAAACUGGCACCGUAGAAACUAAAAGAAAUGGCAUUAGUAUCGUAACUAUCGUGGGACUGUGUUGCAUGCUGGGUAUCACAUGGGGUUUUGCCUUCUUCGCCUAUGGCGUCCUUCGAAUCCCCUCCUACUACAUUUUCACAGUCCUCAAUUCUUUUCAAGGUUUCUUCCUGUUCAUCUACUACUACACCACCGGCCAUUCAAAGGACACAAAGACUGGUGCGAGCGUUAGUACCACUUCAAGCAACAGCACUCUUAAAACUGAUCUCGAUAUCUUCGAUAACCCCUACAGCAAUGUGCAAGGCAAAAAAUAAAGCACUGGAAGAGAGAGCCGGACUGAGGAGUGAUGAAGAGUUCAGUCAUCUUGAAGAACAGACUACAAGCAAGUACAAAGAAUUAACUGGAAAGAGCACUAAUGUAUAGCUUCGUAAUAUAAUGCUGCAAUAACAAUAAUGCAAUAAUUAUUAUUUUCUGACGUAGUCGUUGACAAUUAUUAGUAUAUAGGGAAAUGGCUUUAAUAGUAAAGGGUUUAUGUUUCAUGCAAUUUAAUGAAUGGCUUUCAGACCUUUUUUAAUGCAACAAUGCAAUGUACAAACAUUAUGACAAGAUUUUUCAAAGGUAAAACUGCUAAAUAUUUGAAAAAAUCUUUAACUUGAAGUUUUUGAAUGCUUUUUUUUUUACACUUUCAGGACUCUCUAAUCUUCAACUUAUAUACAAAAUAUCUUCAGUUGCAGAUAUAGUGUUAAAAACUGGAAUUACCACAUCAUGGCCUAUCUCAACCAGUCAAAUUGCUGUUUAAAUCCAUGUCCGGCCAGAGCAUAUGAAUUCUCAAGUUAUGGCCAAAAGCAUGUUUUGUAAGGUCAUGGUGACCUUGACAUUUCUAAUAAUUUCACCCUUGAGUCCAAGUGUCAGAUGUAAUUAAAUUCCCUCCAGGCGUUCCUGAUAUAUCACGUUCACAAGAAUGGGAUGGAUGAGGUCGCCCGCGUGGAGGCAAAAUAAAGUUUUCCUCUCAAGCAAGAC
Molecule: messenger RNA, 3239 nt
Organism: Seriola aureovittata
Lineage: Eukaryota; Metazoa; Chordata; Actinopteri; Carangiformes; Carangidae
Product: adhesion G protein-coupled receptor G3-like
Exons: 18
Coding region: 398-2533 (711 amino acids)
Biological process (GO): adenylate cyclase-activating G protein-coupled receptor signaling pathway; cell surface receptor signaling pathway
Cellular component (GO): membrane
Molecular function (GO): G protein-coupled receptor activity
Source: RefSeq, a predicted model, not a curated record